CGCCGCGCCUCCUCCUCGCGCCCCCCCCCCCCAACCUCCGCCGCAAACACCCGCGCUGGCUGCGCCCACGAAUCCAUGUGACUUGCAUCCACUCCUCCACGGCUCCACCUCCGCGUUCAUUCCUAGGGGCUAGGGUUCCUCCUCUGCCGCCGCAUCGCGGGGAACUCUGCGGCUGCGUGCGGAAUUUGGUAGGCUAGUCUCCCGCCAGGAGGUCAAAUUCCAGUCAGCGUCGCUUGCUUUUGUAGCCGACCGGUCGAUUUCAAUCCGGGGGUGGCUGGGUGACAGGGUAGGCUCGAUUUAGCGUCCUUUUCGUGGGAAUUUUUGGGUCUUAGGCGCGGAUUACUGGUGUCUAGGGAUCUGCUAGCUGCUUGGGUUAGGCGGCGCGCGGAGGCUUAGGUGCUUGGCUGACUAGUGUCAAUGGCGGGAUCUGUUGGCAAGGGCAGGGCGGCGCUGCGGUCGUCCCCGAAGCGGUACAGCGGCACGGACCCGCCGUUGUCUCUGGCAGGGCCGACGUUGGCGGAUCUGCAGAGGACGGCAGAGCUAGAGAAGUUCUUGGUUGAGGCGGGCCUCUAUGAGGGGAAGGAGGAGUCUGCCAAGCGGGAAGAUGUGCUAUGCGAGAUUGGUCAGAUAGUCAAGGAAUGGGUGAAGCAGUUGACUAGUAAGAAAGGAUAUGCUGAUCAAUUGGUUGAACAAGCAAAUGCAGUCCUUUUUACUUUUGGGUCUUACAGAUUGGGGGUUCAUGGACCUGAAGCUGAUAUUGAUACCCUUUGUGUUGGACCUUCAUAUGUGAACCGAGAGGAGGAUUUCUUUGUCACGUUGCAUGGCAUAUUAGCAGAGAAGGAAGAAGUUACUGAGUUGCAACCUGUACCUGAUGCUCAUGUACCUGUAUUGAAAUUUAAGUUCCGUGGGAUAUCAAUUGACCUUCUGUAUGCUAGCCUCUCUCUUUCAGUGAUACCAGCGGAUUUUGAUAUCUCUCAAGGAUCUGUGCUUUGUGAUGUUGAUGAAGCAACUGUUCGAAGUCUUAAUGGAUGCAGAGUGGCGGAUCAGAUUCUUCGGCUUGUUCCAAAUGUUGAGAAUUUCCGGACAACACUCAGAUGCUUGAAGUACUGGGCAAAGAGAAGGGGUGUUUAUUCUAAUAUUACUGGUUUCCUUGGGGGUGUCAACUGGGCUCUGCUGGUUGCCCGUGUCUGCCAACUCUACCCUAAUGCUGUGCCAAGUAUGCUGGUUUCUAGGUUCUUCAGAGUUUUUACCCAGUGGCAAUGGCCAAAUCCAGUGAUGCUAUGUGCAAUUGAGAAUAAUGAUCUUGGUUUUUCUAUAUGGGAUCCGCGCAAAAAUCCGCGUGAUAGAAACCAUCUCAUGCCCAUCAUCACUCCAGCCUACCCAUGCAUGAACUCUAGUUACAAUGUUUCAAGCAGCACACUGAGGGUUAUAAUGGAGCAAUUUCAAUUUGGCAACAAAAUUUGUCAGGAAAUUGAACUUAAUAAGGCCAAUUGGAAUGCUUUAUUUGAGCCUUUCCAUUUUUUUGAGGCAUACAGAAAGUUUCUAGUGGUUGACAUAGUUGCAGAGAAUGAUGAUGAUCUUCGUCUUUGGAAGGGAUGGAUCGAGUCUCGUUUGAGACAACUUACUUUAAAGAUUGAUCGGGAUACUAAAGGAAUUUUGCAGUGCCAUCCGUACCCAUGUGAGUAUUCAGAUCCCACAAUAGAGUGUGCACAUUGUGCCUUCUACAUGGGCUUAUCAAGGAAAGAGGGGUCGAAAAAACGUGGACAACAGUUUGAUAUCCGUGGGACAGUAGAUGAAUUUAUGCGUGAAAUUGGCAUGUAUUCAUUGUGGAUGCCUGGGAUGGAUCUGGCUGUCACCCAUGUCCAAAGGGAGCAGGUCCCAUCUUAUGUAUUUGAGCAAGGAUACAAGAAACCCUGCCCUACAAUGCAUGCAAACCAACAAGAGCAGUCUGAUGGAGAUGUCACAUUGAGCCCAUAUCUGGACAGUCAGCUUAAGAGAAAGUAUGAUUCUGAUGGAGAUGGCCAUGUGGAACUUCACAAAUCUGUAAAAUGGGCUUCAGUAAGCCCACCUGGUGUGGGAACCCCACCUCAUGGAAAUAGUGUCAGUAACGUCGUUUGUGACAGCCCAGUCAAAUUCGUUUCAAGUGUCGUUUGCAGCAGAGCUCAGACUUCUCCAUCACAUGAUGAUAUAAACUUAGAACAAGCACAAUUAACUACUUCACCAUAUGGAUCUGAGGAUACCUCAGCAUCAGGCACAAGCUUUGCAGCAGUGGGAGCAGUUGUUUUGGCUGAUGAAUCCAGCAAGCUCGGUAACUUGACAUCAGAUCUUGAACUUAAUACAAUUCAGAGAAUGCCACUGCACACAUCUUCAGAAUGCGUGGCUCAGAAGGAUGAAACAAAGUUUGAGGAAAUCAGAAGCUUGGCAAGCAGCAAUUGUGCAGAGUUUGUAGAGAGCUCAGUUCUUGCCAUUGCCGAGAAGGUACACUUAGACAUAGGUGGGGAUGAAGUGAAUUGAAACGUCGUUGCAGUUGAGGUUUUGCUUCCUAUACUUUCUCCCUGUCAAAUUAAGAUUCUAGUUUGAUAUGAUCUGAACUCUUUGCCUGUCUUGCUAUUUGUCAUUGAUUUACUGUCCUGAUCCACAAAGUGGAUACAUCAUGUGAUUCAAAGUGGUCUCAAAAGGUGAUGCAGGUGUGAAGUUGCAUAGCACUUGAGAGGCCAGAAAUCGGAGUCGAGGCAUGUCUGGUCUUAAAUCAUAUGCCAUCAACUGCUUGCUGCUGGAUGGAAAUCUUGUUUCAUGCCUGUGGGAGCUCGUGAAGAUAAGGAUGGUGCAAGUAUUACAGCCAAAGUAUCGGAACUGUUGUGAAGGAUAAAGAUGAGAUUCAACAUCUGAGAACCAUCAUACGCCACAAGGAACCAAAGCUCCUAGCUUAGGCAUGGUUAGAGUAGAGAGUCGUGCUAGUCCUAUAGGUUAAGAAUUUGUAGGGUCUCACAGUAUGCAGGAAAAAAAAGUUAGAGUCCUAUAGGUUAAGAAUUUAUAGGCUAAUAUGGUCUAGUUAUUGUCAAUGGGUUAAUGCACAAAUCAUGUGUGUUUUGUAUUCCAGAUAGGCAGAUAUCUAUAAAUUCAAAGUAGUGCAUCAAAUUUUGUCCUAUGUAUCAUGCUGUGAUGUUUGAUGGAGUUCUUCACAAAUAAAAUUUCAUUGUGCUGCGCA
Molecule: messenger RNA, 3208 nt
Organism: Sorghum bicolor (sorghum)
Lineage: Eukaryota; Viridiplantae; Streptophyta; Magnoliopsida; Poales; Poaceae
Product: nuclear poly(A) polymerase 4
Exons: 11
Coding region: 418-2514 (698 amino acids)
Cellular component (GO): nucleus
Molecular function (GO): poly(A) RNA polymerase activity; RNA binding
Source: RefSeq, a predicted model, not a curated record